Molecule: messenger RNA, 768 nt
Organism: Aspergillus puulaauensis
Lineage: Eukaryota; Fungi; Ascomycota; Eurotiomycetes; Eurotiales; Aspergillaceae
Product: serine protease
Exons: 1
Coding region: 1-768 (255 amino acids)
Biological process (GO): proteolysis
Molecular function (GO): serine-type endopeptidase activity
Source: RefSeq, a predicted model, not a curated record
AUGAAGUUCUCCCCCUUCCUCCUCUCCUCCUCCGUCCUCGCCGCCACCCAAAUCGCAGACGGCAACGACGCCCAAAUCGAAUCCUACCCCUACCAAGUCGGAAUCGAACUCUCGGGCAAAUUCUACUGCGGCGGCACCAUCCUCAGCAACAAAUACAUCGUCUCCGCCGGCCACUGUACCCUGCUCCCAAAUGUAACCGAGCCGCUCACAAAACUGCGGAUUCGAGCCGGCACCGCGACCCGCGAGUCCGGCGGCCAACUGGUCAACGUAUCCGACUACCAGGCUCAUCCGGAGUUCAAAAUGGGUCUUGCCGAUGCAGACAGUGACGUCUCGGUCUUUGAAUUGGCGCAGCCGCUUGAGUUCAGUGAUACUGUUGCUCCUAUUGACUCUCUUGCGUUUGCCGACGAUGGGUUCCCGAGGGAGGGAAGACCAUGCCAGGUUACGGGCUGGGGUAGUAAGACACCUACUGGGCCGUUCUCUACUACGCUCCAGGUUGUCGAGCUGCCUGUUGCCGACCGGGGGGGAUGUGUACAGAAAUAUGACGAGCUCGGGACUGGUCAAGAGGUUGGCGAGCGGAUGUUUUGCGCGGGUGAUUUCGAGGAGGAAAGCCCCAUCUGCCAGGGAGACAGUGGGGGUGCGCUUGUUAGUGACGGCCAGAUGCUUGGGAUUGUCUCCUGGGGUAAAGGGUGUCGUGCGAAAGGGUAUCCGGCUGUUUUUACGAGCAUCUCGAAGGUUCGGGACUUUAUUGCCGAUGUUACUGGUAUCUAG